Messenger RNA from Prorocentrum cordatum, 1539 nucleotides. The record is from the annotation of a GenBank genome assembly. NCBI's taxonomy places the organism in Eukaryota, Dinophyceae, Prorocentrales, Prorocentraceae.
CGCGGCGGCGGCGCGGCGGCCGGCAGCAGGCGCGGGCGGCGCCGCCCGCGCAGAACCCGUUCGGGCGCAACAAGCGCAUGGACCCGGCCCGGAUGCUGUCGGCGCUGCGGCAGUGUGGCGUCGGCACGCCGAAGGAGAGCGCACGUCGCCCCAUCAGCCAGCGGGGUCCCUCGCGAGCGCGGCGGCGAUGCGGAAAAUGGUGCUGCAGAGACGCCAGGAGGCCUCCCAGAAGCAGGGCAUUGGCAUGAAGCCCUCCCUCAUUCGCAGGAGUGAGCUGCAAGACUUCAGGCUGCCCAUCGUCGUGAAGUGGCACAAGCCCGUGGGCAUGACGUGCAGAGACAGGAGAGAUCGGCAGCAGUUCCGCGACGGGGUCGAGGACUUGCGAUUGGUGCGGGUCCUCGGCAGGGACAAGUUCGAGCUCGACCUCUACGAUCUCGUCGGGGAGCUUCCGGACGAGUACGGCGGCCUGAUGCUGUGGAGCCGGGACAAGGAGGUCACGAAAAGUCUCUUGGAUCCGCAGAAGGGUGUUCUGAUCAAGGUCGAGGCAGAAGUCCUCGGCGUGGUGGACCCCGAGCGGCUUCAGCGGCGGCUGAGCAAGGGCGUCGAGACGGGCCCCGUGGGCUUCCGGGUGGUGAGGCACGCUGGGCUUGUCGAGUGUGCUCUGGUGCCAGGCUGCGGCCUGCAGGAUCCGAGGACGCGUGUCGUCAUCGCAACCCGCGACCCCGAGUGCAGGGUUGACGAGCUUCUGCGGCGCUGCGGGCUGCCAGUGGACAGCAAGAGUCCCAAAGUCCAGGUGCUCAGCAUCGGCCCGCUGGACCUGGGCACGCUGCCGGCGGGCGGGCUGGUGGCCGCAUCCGACGAGGAGGACGCGUGGGCGUGCCAGCUCGCGGGCCUGGCUGUGCGGGAGUACCCUCUGAGGCUCCGGCCGCCAGAGCCCAUCCUGGAGAAGGUGAGCGAGCCUCAGCUGGUGCAGCUCAAGUGGGUCUUGAACAGGUGGGUCCACAAAGGGCCCACCACGAAGAGCGAGUGGGACGCGUACCGCAGGACCGUGGAGCCGCCGAAGAUGCGCGGCGUGCACCCGAGGAACCGCGAGCAGCUCCUCGAGGAGGGCGGCGGGCCCGACCCAGCCGAGAUCCGGCGCAAGUUCCUCACGACCUUCGUGCCAGCCGAGGUCCUGACGGAGGCGGUGCAGUGCUGCUUGGACGCGGUGCCCGGGAUGGCGGAGGUCUGGGCCGAGUUCGCCGGCGCGGUCGAGGAGGAGGGCGGGGACGCCUGGGCCCAGCCAGAGGCGCUGGUCAGAUUCCUGUGCUUUGCCCGGCGUCGCGCUCCCGAGGAGGUGGCGGAGGGGGUCCGCCACGCGGCCCUGUGCCUGAGCGAGCGCGGCGAGGCCGCGGCGGACUCCCUGCAGCCCAGGGCCGCGCUGUCGCAGGCGGCGGCCUCGCAGGCCAUGGCCUCGUGAGGCGCCGCGGGCGGCGGGCCGCGGGCUGCGGGCCCCGGGAUAUCAGACGAGUUGGUGCGCUGCAUUCCGAGAGCGCUUGA